Messenger RNA from Annulohypoxylon maeteangense, 2107 nucleotides. RefSeq lists its product as uncharacterized. Lineage: Eukaryota; Fungi; Ascomycota; Sordariomycetes; Xylariales; Hypoxylaceae. The record is from RefSeq and is a predicted model, not a curated record. The transcript has 2 exons. Bases 72 to 2003 code for a protein of 643 amino acids.
UCCGAGUCAGCCGACGCCUCCCUUCACGAGGGACGAGGCCGUCGUUGGCCGAUGACAACCCAUAUUCGCUGAUGCAGGUAUCCGAAUUUACUGAAGAUCAUCCGUACUGGGGCACAUUGCGCCAAUCUCAAACUCCAAAUAUUAAUCCCGGCAUGAUUAACCCCAUCGAAGACACGCCUAUGUACGGGCUAGAUGGUCCUGCUCAACCCAUUACCAACCAUGAGCAAUACCCCUCGAAACCACAGCAGACUGGGCAAACGGUUGGAGGUCGACGGCUAAAAGGUAUGAGUGCUUCGGGACGGAAUCGAGGACCGGCUCGAGAAAAGCGGUUUGGUCUUGCAGACCCUGUUGUGAAGUAUGCGGACGCCGCGGCAGUAGCUGGAACGGCUCCAGCCAUGACGCCGACCGAGUCUGAGUCGAAAGUGUCAUAUCAUACAGUCCAACAAUUAUUACCAUAUCGAAGGGAGUUCCAAAAAGCUGGGCUCGCGGUGACAUCUUCGGAACAAAGACGGGAGUCUCCGGUCAAGCCUAGCGGCAGACGAAAGCCUAUGAAACAUUCACUGAAGGUCGUGGUAGAAUCUGUAGGAACGAGUUCCGACUCCGAUGAGCAAGACGAGACUAAGAGCGAAGACUCAUGCUCGAGUUCUGGAUCGUUUGUCGAAUUUAGUCCUGGUGGGUCUCUGAUAGAGGCAUUGCCAAAUACACAUUUUGUGCCGAAGCAGCAGCCACCAUCCCAGGGUAAAAAGGGAAUCUUUCCGUGGUUGAAAAGAAAAUCACCAGCUAGAGAAAUGCCCCCUGAGCAACCUGCACCGCAACCACCUCGACCACCCGCUAGGAAUGUCCAAAUUCAAAGUCGAGUGAGAACCACAGAUCCACACAAUGUGCGUGGCCUUCGGAAAUCUCACGCCUUUAAAGACUUACCAAGCUUACCUCCUGUCCCUGCUACACCUACAAAGCCUUCCUUGAGACCGACUCGACCGCCUGUUACUGCUCCUGCUCCCAAAAGGUCAUCAUUAAGAACACACCAAUUCGUUGAUGUUAAGCAAAACCAGAAUGCACCACGUCCGGAAUUGGCAAAUUCGCAUGCUGGCUCGGGACCAGGGCCCAGACAAUCAACACUGCAUACAGGCUUGCGCAGGCGGGAUGGGGCCGCCCCUCGUGUACCUCGACCUGAAACUAUCGAAGAAGAGAAAGAGAAUUCGCCAGUUCGUCCUGUCCGAACAACGGCUCGGCUCUCCCCCCUACCCGAACCAAAAGGCACACCGGCUCUAAGUACUACAAUUGAUCAACAGUUGCGGGCUAUGUCGUCUCAAACAACACCCUCCUCGGUCCCUUCAUUGCCAUACCCAGCACGACAUGCCAGUCGCCGGCCAUCAUCAUUGGAACGGGCAUUGGAUGAAGUUUCUGAACAGCUUAACAAGAUGGAACGGCAAGCGGACACCAUGGGUCAGUUAUGCAGUCGCCCAGCGACUUUGUUAGAAAAGACGAACCAGAAGGAGACGCAUUCUUUCCCUCCCGAGUCUCACCAGCAGCAACCAUCUGUCAUUACUCCUUCACAUCGGCUUAAGUCAACAGAAGAGGUCAUAUUUAUGAAUGGGAAACCGCUGCCAACUAAGUCUCCUGGUCGGAAGCUGAAGAAACCCUUACCGCUUCCGCCUAAACCUACUCAAAAUUCUCCAAGCCCGCCUCAUAAACAGCCGCUACCCAGUCCCCCAGUAGACAAGACGUUGCCCAGAUUACCCAAAACUGAGGAUCUCUUGAACGACUUGGACGUCUUCUUCGAUUACGACGACGCAGACAUCAACGAUAGAGAUGUCAUCAAGGGGCUUCAAGUCGCUAUAUACGCGGCAGCAGACAACGUGUAUGAUGCUUUAAUACGGGAUAAGACUGGGCUGAGGAUUCGUCGGUUCUUGGCUGACCUAAGAGCGGUUGGUGAGAUGCAUCAGGAAAGUCCAAAGGAUCAACGUAACAGAGGACUCCGAAAGAGUCCAAUGAAAAGGUGAUCAAGGAACCAGGCACCAAUCCGACUCUGACGGCUUUCCAGUGGCUCUUAGUAUGCGCAAAUAGUUAUGAUUAACCAAUGUUACCUCAAAUCGAGAUAUGUUGC